GACCAAUCACAAGUUGGUAUUGAAAACUUUGACACACUAAUUUUUUCUGACUGUGCCUCUGAGACACGAGGAAUGCAAAGGACGGACAGCGAAGUCACCACAUCUGGCUUUCCAAAUCAAAUGUCAAGGCCUGAGCUUGAUGAUUCCCAGACAUCACACACUGAUGAUCAGGAAGAAGCCAGUACCUCAAGUGAAAAUCUCAUUAGGCAUGCAGCUGCAUUUACCAUCAAUAUCCGGGAAAGAUGUCAGCUGUCCCAGAGGAGUACCAACAUCAUUGUCUCCAGAGUCCAGCGGUAUCAAGCUGUUCUUCUCAGUACCAUGAGGGACACCAUGAAGAGCAUCUUUGAAAGACAUUCAGACAGUAUGGAGCAGCUACGAGAGGAUGCUUUGGCCAAAUUAGACAAUUUUCAAGAUCCUUUUUCAGUGAUGGCUACCACAUACAUUCAGAACAACACCAUUCAGAGGCAUUUUAGCCCAGUUAAACCAGAGGAGGUAAUUAUGUGUCAGAAAAUUUGUAGAGUUAAAAAAGGGCAAUCACGAGUUCUUGCAAUCAGAAACAGAAGUUUUUAUUAUAUACCCCUUAUUAAGAGUCUUGAACAGUUGUUGUCAAAUUCCAGAAUUUUUAAUAUGAUCAACACCGCCCCACAGAACUGCCAGAAAGAUGGGUUUUUGUAUGACAUUGUUGAUGGGAGUCUUUUUAAAUCCCAUCCACUGUUUUCUGCAAAACCUUCAGCUUUGCAGAUAAUGCUUUAUGCUGAUGAGAUCGAGAUAUGCAAUCCCCUCGGGUCACAUGCUUCAGUAAAUAAAUUAUUAAUGUUUUAUUAUACUUUAGGAAACAUAGAUCCCAAGUUUAGGUCAAAGCUUGCUGCAAUCAGACUCCUUGCUAUAGCAAAAGCUGAUGAUAUUGAUAAGUGUGGUAUUGAUUUUAUAUUAAAAAGAAUUGAUGAAGACUUAAAGUUGCUAUAUAAUGGUGUUAAAAUCCAAACACAAAGUGGUGAAGUGGAUUUAUUUGGUGCCGUAGUUUCAGUUUGUGGUGACACUCUUGCACAACAUGAGCUUGCUGGUUUCAAGGAAGGAGUUGGUUUUGCGUACAGUAAGUGUAGGCACUGUGAAUGUACCUUUGAUGAAAUCUGCAAAUAUCAGCGAGGCUAUGAUGGGCACCUGUCUCGUGAAGACUUGCAGGAUCUUUUCCCAGGCCCAGAGAACUUUUUACGGUGA
Melanotaenia boesemani (Boeseman's rainbowfish) is the source of this 1218-nucleotide messenger RNA. RefSeq lists its product as uncharacterized. The coding region runs from base 73 to 1218 and encodes 381 amino acids. The record is from RefSeq and is a predicted model, not a curated record. The transcript is spliced from 4 exons. Lineage: Eukaryota; Metazoa; Chordata; Actinopteri; Atheriniformes; Melanotaeniidae.